Medioppia subpectinata is the source of this 732-nucleotide messenger RNA. NCBI's taxonomy places the organism in Eukaryota, Metazoa, Arthropoda, Arachnida, Sarcoptiformes, Oppiidae. The record is from the annotation of a GenBank genome assembly.
UUAAUUAGUAUAUCGUAUAAUCAAUUCAUUAGUAUAAAAACCCUAAUGAUAUUUGUGGUCAUUUUCAUGUCGGCCAUUAUCUCUGUGUCCAUACAGUCGGACGAGUCUGUCAUACACAGCAUAAGACCUAUUCUUCUGGACUCAAUCAUAAACACCAAACACCGAGUGUUUAGUCCCAAAAGCCGACAACCGUUGACCGCUUUGGACGCGAUUGUGAGACAACCAAACCAUGAAUACGACUCCGUCUUCUUUCCCAACACAACGCUCACCACAACCACUGCGGUGGACAACCUCUGGUGUACGGAUAGCUCGGCCCUCAGCUCUAUAUUACGGUACAGGGCGUACGAGGAGAGCAUCCCAUGCACUGGCAUUGUGUUUGAUUACUCGCCGCAAACAUUUAACAUCACUUUCCGCCAGUGUUUGAACAGAAAUAAUCCCAAAUGUCUGAAACUGUUGACAAUUAAUCCGCAGACAUAUCAACUAUUCCUCGAGGGCUUUUUGUUGGUCAUAUCGUACGCCCAGAUAACGGACCCGUUAUGUGCCGACACUUUCUAUCUAUUAGUGCAAUUGUAUGCGCCGUCCGGGGGCUCGACGUGCGGCACACCCUUCGGUCUGACCGGCAAACAGUCCGUAUGGUAUUGGAUAGACAUAUACGGAGGGCCCUGUCGUUCGCAGUGUUAUGGCCACAGUUUCCUAUAUCAUAAUCCCGGCGUUCAAUAUAAUUAUGUUUAA